AUGGACGAUCCCGAAGCCAUGAAUGUGGGCAGUGAAGAAUUUCCACUCUCUGAACUAAUGCAAGACGCCGUGGCUCGUAUAUUGGGCGAUGAUACCGCGUCGUUUUAUCGUCGAUUUGAUGGUCGGUUUGAUUCUAGGCGCCUAGACGUGGGCGUUAACCCCGUUAUGAUGGGAAUGGUCGGUGACGUCGAAGAG
Messenger RNA from Racocetra fulgida, 195 nucleotides. The record is from the annotation of a GenBank genome assembly. NCBI's taxonomy places the organism in Eukaryota, Fungi, Glomeromycota, Glomeromycetes, Diversisporales, Gigasporaceae.